Cucumis melo (muskmelon) is the source of this 1322-nucleotide messenger RNA. RefSeq lists its product as uncharacterized. Gene Ontology annotation, biological process: transcription by RNA polymerase III. Bases 385 to 1005 code for a protein of 206 amino acids. The record is from RefSeq and is a predicted model, not a curated record. The transcript has 10 exons. Gene Ontology annotation, cellular component: RNA polymerase III complex. Lineage: Eukaryota; Viridiplantae; Streptophyta; Magnoliopsida; Cucurbitales; Cucurbitaceae.
CAGAUUUUCUUUUUCCUUUCUGCCGCUAAACUCCCUUCCAUCCUCUUCUUCUUCUUCUUCUUCGCGGGACUUUAGCCAUCUUCCCUCUCCCUUUCACGCUGCUGUCCACCGUCCCGCCGAUCGUCGCCCCAAGCUUCCGCCUCUCGUCUCUUUCUCGCCACCGACGCGAUAACGUCAAGGCCUCUCUAUCUUUCUCACAGCUCUCUGUUGGAAAUUUCCAUGGUGAUUAGAAGGAACGUGAUUCAACAGCGAACCAACCAUCCUCCGGCUUUUGUUUGCUGAUAUUGCAGGAUACCGUGGUAUUGAGUUUCAUUGUGCUAGGAAGCAGUUUUUUACAUCCAUAAUUUGAGCAAGUCAUCAAAAAGGUUUAAGGAAUUUCAGGGGAUGGCAUUUAGAGGGCGAGGGAGAGGACGAGGUGGUGGUGGUGGGAGCUUUCAGUACGCCAAGCAAGAACCUUUCGAGCUUUUCCCAGAGAAUGUAACUCUACCAAGCGUCAGUGAAAUGCCUGAAGAAUUAGCCUUGGCUAUGGGUCAAAUCAACUUUCUGAAAUAUUGGAAGGCCUCUCCUUUUUAUCUAGAGGAAAAUGUCAUGAAAAAGAUGCAAAGAACUGAGAUAGAGAAAUUUUCCGAUAGAUUGAAGAUGAAUAGUACAUUGAAGCGUGAUUCCCUCGCACAAAUUAUACAGCUCACAUCUAGGAACUUUCCUGAAGAAUUGGUUGAAGGUUUCAAAGGGAAGUUGCGGACCAAACGAAAAGUGCAAUGGAACCCUGAGUCAGGGCUGAAAAAAAUGGACUUCCUAGAGAAGCGUGAAGAAUCUCUCAAGGGACAGGAUAAGGAGGAUAAGGAGAAGAAAGAAGGAGAAGAAGGUGAAGACGAAGACGAAGAAGAAGAGGAUGCACAGUCCGAGGAACUUACCGAUGAUGAUUAUUAUCAGAACGAAUAUUUUGACGACGAUGAAGAUGAUUACAACAUGGAAGAAGAAGGUGGAGAUGAACCUGAAUAUUAGUGACUAUGGAAAGUGGUGGUAUCUGGGGAUUGUUUCUCCAACUCAAAUAUUUUAAUUGCUGCACGGCAUUUGAUUGGUCAAUCGGGUUUUAGUUUAUAUCUAGUUGAAUUGAUUUGAUCUAAUUUUUUUUAUUUAAGUUUAAAUAAUAUUUUAGUUCUUCACUUUUCAUUUUUCUUUUUUCUUGUCUAUAUGCAGCAUUUGGCUAAAAUGUUUCUUUUUUGUUCUUUUUUUUUUUUUUUUUUUGAAAAGAACAAUUUGAUAGAUGUGAAGUAGAAAUGCAUUCUGUUUAUUUAUAUACGGAGGAUCAAAUUUCUGCA